Molecule: messenger RNA, 812 nt
Organism: Gigantopelta aegis
Lineage: Eukaryota; Metazoa; Mollusca; Gastropoda; Neomphalida; Peltospiridae
Product: DNA-binding transcriptional regulator BolA-like
Exons: 7
Coding region: 417-755 (112 amino acids)
Cellular component (GO): mitochondrion
Source: RefSeq, a predicted model, not a curated record
UCUAGCUUUAAAAAAAAUGAAAUAAAACUUCAUUUAAAUAUUUGUAGGCCUAUUUCAGCCAGAGGUUAAUGAAUGUGCAUAUGUUAUUUAUAUAUGUAUAUAUGUACACACUAUAGUAACUAAUCAGUGAUCAUUUCAGACUAUUUAAUUUUUGUUUCGUUUGUUAGAAAGUCGCAGACCAUGUGACUGGAACAUGAUUUGAUGCGCAGUACUCUGUGGCGUUUUGAUGUGUGCGAUUUUUCACUCGCCUUUGUUUUUUCAAAAGGCAAGGACUGUUUUAAUGCAUUGUUUAAUCAAAACAUUGUCAACUUUAAAACGUAUGCACACACAAGCAUGGCCGAACUCUUCAUCAUAUCCCAAGGCAGCGUGUGUUAGACGCUUUUGUCCGUUUACCGCUGUUUUCCCGCUAUAUAGCCAUGAGUAGUGUCGUUACAGCUGACAAACCAGUAGAAAGCUCAAUAAGAAGAAAGCUGACCGACUGCUAUAAGCCUCAAGUGCUUGACAUCAUCAAUGAGAGUUAUAUGCACAGUGUUCCUAAAGGAUCUGAAACUCACUUCAAAGUGUUGGUGGUGUCUGAAGCCUUCGCUAAUCAGCCGGUCAUCAAGAGGCACCGAAUGGUUAAUGAAACAUUGAAGGAGGAACUUGGUGGAUCAGUGCAUGCUCUCUCAAUAGUGGCGAAGACUCCGGAUCAGUGGGAACAGUCGGAGAAGAAGAUAGGAAAGUCUCCAGCUUGUCUGGGCGGGGCAGGACUGUAGUCCACUAAUACAUCUCUUUCCUCAUUGUCACCUUUUGUAUGCUGUGCUCGCAAUCUC